Messenger RNA from Mollisia scopiformis, 1362 nucleotides. Its product is annotated as kinase domain-containing protein. Gene Ontology annotation, molecular function: ATP binding; protein kinase activity. Gene Ontology annotation, biological process: spliceosomal complex assembly; protein phosphorylation; regulation of mRNA processing. The transcript is spliced from 5 exons. Lineage: Eukaryota; Fungi; Ascomycota; Leotiomycetes; Helotiales; Mollisiaceae. The record is from RefSeq and is a predicted model, not a curated record. Bases 1 to 1362 code for a protein of 453 amino acids.
AUGCCUUUCAAGUUAAUUACUCUGGCCAGCUGCGGCUUUACUCGGCGACAAGCUGUCGCAUCGCAGAGCUGCGCAACGCCUAAAUCUCUUCCCUUACAUGUUCCCGUUGACGAAGAAACGAUACCUGGGUACGAUCCGAAGAACUUCUAUCAUCCUAAUCCAGGAGAUAUAUUAGACCACGGGUAUAAGUUGAAGGCAAAGAUUGGCUGGGGAACUUCUUCGACUGUUUGGCUUGCGCAGGAUAUUUGCGGCCGGUUGAAUCGCUAUGUGGCCAUCAAGAUCAACGAUUGUAGAUAUGCGAGCAAAGAAGCUGCUAGACACGAGUUGGAUAUAUCCAAUCACAUUGCCGGCGCCAGCCCACAUCACAGAGGACGUAGUAUCAUCAGGACUGUUGUUAACAGUUUCGAAGUUGUUUCGCCGAACGGAUCACACCUUUGCUUGGUUUUCGAACCCAUGAGGGAACCGCUAUGGUUAUUCAGACGGCGAUUCGGCGCAGACAAAGUGACUCACCCUUUUCUACCUGUCUUUAAGGCUUAUCUCCGUAUUUUGCUAGAGGGCCUCGAUUAUCUGCAUUCAGAAUGCCACAUCAUACACACGGAUCUGAAGUUGGACAAUAUCCUAGUUACAUUCGAGGAUCAGUCAGUCAUUGAAAGCUUUGUCCAAGGCCAGGUUGAGAAUCCAAUGGCUCGGAAGCUCAUAGAUGGCUGGGCAGUGUAUCUCUGCCAUAAUGAUUUUGGAGAUUUUGACGGCAAGCCUGCGCUAAAGAAGAUGUCCCCGAAAAUUACAGAUUUCGGUCUGGCAGAACGAGGAGAUCAGCCAGGACCACGCAUUAGCCCUAUUCAACCGGAUCAUUGCCAUGCUCCAGAGGUCCUACUUGGCACGGGAUGGUCGUAUAGCGCUGAUAUCUGGAAUUUUGGUAUAAUGGUUUGGGAUCUGCUUGCUGGUCGAGAACUGUUUCAGGACCGCCAGGACCGCCAAAACCACUCGUAUAGCGCUCAGCAUCACCUGGCAGAAAUGAUCGCUUUACUCGGGCCCGUGCCAAAAUCACUGGUCGAACGCGAAAGAAAUAUGCGGCAUUGGAGUUGGAGCCCCGAGGCUCGUAACUACGAAGGUAAAUUAUGCAAUAAUGCUGGCGACUUCUUUGGGGGGCCAUUUUUCUCUGACGACGGCGAAUUUGUACGCAAUGACUUAAUACCCUUCGAGCGGAAUCUCUCAGAUGCAGUUCCAGAAUGCGUAACAGAUGACGACAAGAUCCUUUUCCUAAAUUUUAUGAGAAAGAUGCUGUGCUGGCUCCCAGAAGAUAGAGCGACAGCGAAAGAAUUGAAGGAGGAUCCGUGGCUUGAUUUCGCCAAAAAACAGUGA